Acanthaster planci (crown-of-thorns starfish) is the source of this 7005-nucleotide messenger RNA. RefSeq lists its product as uncharacterized. Lineage: Eukaryota; Metazoa; Echinodermata; Asteroidea; Valvatida; Acanthasteridae. Gene Ontology annotation, molecular function: nucleic acid binding; zinc ion binding. Gene Ontology annotation, cellular component: nucleus. The record is from RefSeq and is a predicted model, not a curated record.
CUUCGUCGUCGCGUCGCCCCCGCUCUGGCUAGGCUUGAUGCAUGCGCGCCCACACCCGUACCGUUACGUUUGGACAAAACGGUAUUCCCUCGUCUCGUAAAUCUACAAAUCAAACCGUGCUGAAAGCUUGGACGCCUCAAAUACAACGUAGUUUGAAGAAGGAGAGAUUUGUCCGGCCGAAGCUGCUCAAAAUUUGUAGCAGAAAGCACUACAAGCAUCAAGGGAGAUGGGGCCAGAUGAUAUCAAGCAUAUUCUAACUAAUCUAUCCCCACAAGAGGCCUCUCAGCUACGCAACCAUCUCCUCUCAAGAAAUGUGGAGGAGUUGGGUCUCACGCCUGACCAGGCCCUGAGCAUUCUGCAAGCUCUUGAAGAAGGGGACUUUGAGACAAAGCAAGGGGCGUCCAGUGCACCUCUAAGAGCACCUACUGCGUAUUCAUCUCACCUAGUGGAGGAUGUCUCCCAGCUCCUGUCCAACUGGGAAACUGUCUUUGGGUCCCCACCACCACCAAGUCUCCAGGGUGGGAUGUCUGGGGGAGGCAGUUAUCAGACAGGGUUUGGAGACGAGGUAUCCCUCAUCCAGCAGAAGGUAGAGAUGCUAGAAAGGAAGAGAGCCCAAAUCUUGCAGCAGCUGCAGGGGCCUAAUCCGCAGCCAUACCCAGGAUAUGUCAGGGAGACUGCGGAAUGGGCUGGACCCCAGGCAAAGCAGAAGAUGAUACCUGGUGAAGAGGGCCUUCGUGGGGAAGGACCCAGAUUCUUCACACAGGCUGAAAGAGGCAAUACGGUUGUAGGAAACUGGGGUGGUUCCUGGACAAACCAGCUGCAAGGUAAUCACCAGACUUUGGGGGGGAACCAACUCACAGGAAUAAAAAGCCAAGCUGACAACUGGAAGGAAAUGCAGAUGAGUAACCAGCAAGCUGGAGGCCCACAACUUCCAAGGAGACGCAAGGCAUCUAGAUGGGAUUUGCCCGGAAGUGAUGGGAACCAGGCAAGAGGUGGAGGGAACCUGGCCACAGGUGGUGGGAACUUGGCACAAAGCAGUGGAAACCAGGUAAGAGGUGGUAUGCAGCAGGCAAAAGGGGUUGUUGGAAACCAGGCAGGAGGUGAUGGAAACUGGUCUAAGGGUGACAGCCAGACUAUAUGGACCCAGCCUGACGGGGAUAAAAAGACAGGAGGCACGGGAAAAGCCAAUCUUGGAAAUCAACCAAGAGUCAUUUAUCACACUGGGGUUAAAAAGCAGGCCACAGCUUCAGACCAGGAAAGACGUGGCUACCAGGCCACAGGUGGAAAGCAGGCAAAGGGUAUGAAACAAGGAAGGGGCGGAAACAAACCGGGAGGUGGAAGCCAAACCAAAGGGAGCAAGAAUAAAGGCCGCAACCAGACUAGGGGCAGAAACCGGACAAGAAGUGGGCAGUACAGACAAGAUGGGGCAGGCGAUGCUGCACAAGGAUCUCGGUCAAGAAGUCGCAGCAGCAGCAGCAGGCGUGGAUACCAGGGGAGGAUGGAAUCUGACGACAGGGGCAGUUUCAGGGGAAGAGGACAGGGUCCAGAUGAAGACCACUCAUGGGAAGGGGGGAGUUAUGAUGAGCCAGGGUACAACUAUCAAGACAGGGCUGAUGAUUACUAUGAUGGGCGACCUCGGGACGGUUCCUGGGAGGGGCACAGAGACACCGACUACUUUGAUCAGGGUGAUACCAGAAAUGAUGAAUACAAACAAGGAGAUGACCAAAGAUUCGACUGGGAUGAUUACGGGGAGGACAGUAGGGAUUUUGUAGUUGGCCAUGACUAUUAUCGGGAUGAGUCCAGGUCUCGCCCAGAACAAGCAAGAGGCAACAAGGAUGACUACAGAUCCGAUGAAUUCAGACCAGCCGAUGCUGAUGACGGCAGACGUGGUUUCAAGCGCAAGCGAAGUGCUAGUUACAGAGACGAAGAAGCAUACACGCUUGAUUUUGCCCCUGACAGUACAGAACGGGGUUUGCAGAAUCAAGUAAGGAGGAAGAGGAAACCAAAAUCUUCAAGGGCACUUGGGUAUGGCAGGAGAGAGGAGAGAGAGGGUAGCCAUGAGGGCAUAAGAGAUUUUGAUCAGCAGUAUAAGGAUUGGAGAGGUGAUGUUAGGUCAGAGUCUGGUGACCAACGGAGUCAUACUGGAAUGGUUUCACAGGAAGUGGAACCAUUUGAGAGACGGCACUGGGACAGCACUGAGCGGAGCACAGGGUACCAUCCAAACCAGCCUGAAUUUGUUGCCAGGAGUCCCAGUCAAGAAAGGUUUAUGGAAACUGGUCCAAGCCUUGUCAACCGUGACAGGCAGGAUUUUAGGGUGGCGAACCAACCCAUGCCAAGGCCUCUUGAAAUUUCAGUCAUGAGUAAUACCAGACGUUACAGCCAACCUGAUGUAUUCAGCCCCCCACCGUUGCUGCAAGGGAGUGGCUUUUUUCAGAGUCUCCCACGGGUUUCGAACAGGCCAGUCUUCUCACCAGGUGGAGUUCCCAGAACCUCUCGACCACGCUUCCGUUCGCCAAAGACUAAAACGGUGAACCGGUUACCGAAGAGAGCCACUGGCCCCCAAAUCAAACAAAAUCUCGCUAAGCAGCAAGCAGCAAAAGCAACAGCGGGAAAUCAACAAAUAGCCAACGACAUCACCGUAAAGCUCGCGAAGAUGCUUCUGCGCAGGGCCAAGGUGGAACCGCCCCCCACACAACCAGCAAAGCCUACAGAAGCAUCGUCAGGUGGAAACGAAACCAAAGCUGCCCCCUCCAAAACAACCACAGGAACAGCUGAAAUGGAAACUGCAUCGACUGGAGCAGCAGAAACAGCAAGUGACAGCCAAGAUAAGGGAACAGAAGGGACGGAGGUCGCAAAGACCGGUGUCAAAGCAGCAGAGGCACCAGCAGACAAUUCCAUUCCUGAUAAACGAGAGCAGUUCAGCAUCAGAACCCAGGUGUCCGCUUUGGAGGAUCUUGAACUCCAUGGAUUCUUACAUCACAAAGUCAUGACCAAGUGGACGUGCUACAUUUGCGGUUUGGUUUUGGGAAAUGAAACGAAAUUCAAAGAUCACCUGAAGACAGAAGGCCACAGAGUGAAGUUGAGUAGCUACAGUGGAGUAAAUAGCCAUAGCCUACGGCAGAAGCUUGCCAAUCGGCUGAGGACCCUGCCCAACCAGGCUAAGAUUAAACCAGCUCAGCUGAACGUCGGGGAGAGCGAGAGAGUCUACUUCUGCAGCUCUUGUUUUCUUGGCUACACGUGCUCCCCGGAGGAGCACAGGCAGCAACCAAAGCAUCAGAAACUUCAAAGGAUAAGGUCAUUUUGUCCCAUCUGUAACUUGUACUUGAAAAAGAGGACCUCCACCAGAAAGCACUACAGUGGUCUGCUCCAUUCAAAGAUGCUUGAGCUCAGAAAAGCUGAGGAUGAGGCUCAGCGGCGCAUUCUGAGAGACCAUAAGUUGGCCGAGACGCUAUUGACGAGAAGCAACCAGAGACAAAAACUCCAGGAGAAACCACAGAACAGCAGCCAAUCACAAGUGUCUGGUCAGGCAGCAGCCUCCAAAACUACAUCUGCGCUUGACCAAGCUGGUGUUGGGAACCAGAAAGAAGGCUCCACCCACGGGCAACUUGCCAAUCAAACACAAGCCCCCAAGGCAACCAGCAAGCCAGCUCCCGGUUCAACAGGACCUACAGGCAAGACAACAGAUCUGGAGAUCCGUGUGCUUAAAAUGGACAAGUCACCAGAAGUAAUGUCGCCAAAGCUGGAUGCUGACUCAUCCGCCAAGCUCGACAGCGAAGAAAACGAGGAAGAUCUAAUCGGAUUGGAGCUCGUCAUUCCUGUCACCGGCUUCUUCUGCAAGUGCUGCUCAAAGUUCUACAACAACAAGUACACAGCUAGGAGCACUCACUGCAAGACAGACCUACACAAGCAGAAAGUACAGCAAUGGUACGUGCAUGAAGCCGAAGAGAAAGUAAAGACGGACAGCACUGACGGCAAUACAGACACCACCAAGAUGGACGACUCUAAGGAAGCAGCAAAAGUCGAGACAACACAUUCAGCAAAAGACGCUGUAAUUGUUAUAGAUGAUGAGGAUGAGGAGGAUGUUGCUGAAGGGUCACAAGCAACAGGGAAACACAAGAUAGGCACUCAAGAAGGAGACAAAAUACUCUCAGAAGGCAUUUCUAAACAGGAAGCAAGCAGAACUGGGGAAGGCAUUCCAUUCAUCGGGACAGGAGAAUCACAGACUGAUGAUCCGGAUGGAGAACCGGCAUCUGCAAGGUCGGGCAAGAUGCAAGAUGAGGAGAGUAUUGUGGAAGGUGAGGACAUGUUCAUCACGGAGGACCAGGUGGGGCAUCUGCUGCCUGACGAUGAGGUUGAGGUGGAAGGAAGUCCAGAGCUCGGAGAUACUGCCAGCCAGGAAGGGGUGGGAUGUGAUGUCCAAACACCUAUGGAGCAAGAACUACUGGCUCAAGGGGAGGAGCUAAUUGAUGAGGAGCCUGCUGACGUGGAACUCCUGCCGACAAAGGAGCAAAAUACCGGGGAAGUGGACCCAUCUACAGUCCAGGAGAAAGAGCUGGAAGAGGAGGUUGAAUCUCAGAUGGAUUUACCUGGAGGUAAGAAAGAUCCAGAAGAGGAGGUUGAAUCUGAGAUGGAUUUACCUGGAGGCCAGAAGAAUGAAUGUUUCACCAAAGAAGCAGAAACAGGUGGCAAGAAUGUAGAUCCUUCAAUUGAAGCUGAUGAAUACCUGCAAACAGAGGAGAUGGAUGUCGGUGAGGAGAAAAGCCUACAAAUUGACAAUCAGGAGCUUCCGCUGACAGAGGAAGAGCAGCUUCCAGAGGAGAACAAGGAGCCAUCAGCUUCAAAGGAGCUCCCUGCUGAAGUGGCUGUUGCAGAGGAGCCAUCUCAGUCACCCACUGACAAGAUGCAGGGGGGGAAUAGUGUUAAGAGAAACCAAGAGGUGGACGGAGAGGAGGAACCACAGCACGAGGAGGUGACAGAGAAACCCAAGGAGGCUUGCUUGUCAGAAGAUGAUCUCUACGGGGAUCUCGAAGAGGGGAUGUAUCAAAGAGACGACGACGACGACGAUGCCUACUUGGUACAGCAGGAUGGUCAGAUGAACGAUGAUGCAGGCGACCAUGAAGAUGACGAUGAAAUGUUUGCCAUUGACGAGGACUGUUGGGAGGUCCGAUCAGAGGAGGGAGGCAUUGCGCUCAGCAGCGAUGAAGAUGACAAUGGUGUGCAAGGAGAAGCAGGGGAGGAGAAUAAAAUUGACCUUGGGUAACCAUGGCAACUGUAUACUUGAGGGAAACCUUACUUUAUCCUCCUCCACAGUCUCUGUUUGUGAUGUCCCCAGCAUUUACAAAAGAGGUCUUCAAAUUCCAGAAUAAAUGGACAAGAAGAAUAAGUUAGCCACUGCAGAGCGCUGCACAGUUACGCAACUCAUCCAGCUAACACAAUAAGCCUUUUGUGAGUUAACUUUGAAUGAAGUCUGGUACACAGAGUUCUGUAAAUUCACUACUAAAGAUGCUCUUGCUAUACCUCGCUUUUCGGGGCAAGCUUUUGCUUCGUUACAUAAGAAACGCCUCGCACCAAUACAUUGUUUUCAAGGAACAAUAAGGGCAGAGAGGAACCAGUCCAUUUCAGAAAUGGUGGUUGCGCUGCAAAUGCUUGCCCUGAAUCACGAGGUAUACAGUGUCUGUAGUCUGAGGAAUUCAAGUUAUGUUUAUCAGAUAAUCAGAUAACGCAUUGCACCUGAUUUUAUCCAAGUUUAACUUGUAGAAGGCUUAUUCCAUUUAUCAAAUUCCACUGUCACUCACGGCCCGUGUACACGAUCGGUAUUACUCAACCAAUGAGGCAUUUGAAGCUUGCCAAAAUGUAAUGCCAACUUAGACGUAGCCUCCAGUUAUGGUGGCAAAAGAGGAUGAGGUAAUGGGCUAUAGAAUGUUUCAUUCUAACAGGCAAAAUGGAACAUUCCGCCUGUUACCAGUGUGAAACAUGUAUUAGUUGUUUUACAUAAUGCCUAAUUGUCAUGUUAUUUUUAACUAGAAAGCUUGAAAAGAGAUAACUGAUAUUGUAGGCUUUACAUAUGGAGAAACAUCACAGUAAAGGCUCUCAAAUGUGAUACAGGUCACCAAUAAAAACUGGAGUAGGAGUUGAUGUGUAUUCUAUAAAUUAUAUUCAAAUGGUGGAAAACAUGGUUCCCCCUUUACCUGUGUGUUUUGUCUUCACCUUUGACUAGAAAGUAUUGUUUCGUCUUGAUAUGUGUUUUAUAAUGUUCACAAGUGGAUAGAGGCCUUCUUUAAGAAAAGUAAACACGUACAAUAUAUGGUAACUGUUAACCCGAGUAGAGUUCAAUAUUUUCAGAAAGCCACAGAUGAGCUUUUUAGAAGGACGGUGUAUCCUUACAAAUCAGGUGACCUCUUUAAGCACCAGUGGCAUUCUGAUGACUUUCAAGCUGCAAUUUCAAUUUUAACAAACUACCACAAAAGCAGUGAUAGACUCUCUUCGAUUUUCAUUUCCUGGUAUGUUUAUGCGUGCAUACUCUGGCUUGAAAAGGUCGUUAAUUGUUCUUUUGGGGGAUUUUAACAGAGAGCCAUCAUUUCUCAAACACAAAAUCAUUUCCCAGACUUGGUUUAUAAUUGAAGGAAUUAGUGAAUUUGCCUAUCUUUUGUUUUACUUUCACAAACAGCCUAAUUGUCAUCUCGGGUUGUGUCUUGUCUCAGUUGAGCUUUCAGAGUUACGACUUCGUGUCUCUGUGUAUUUCCAAUUGGCAGAGGCCUAGACCUAGCUCUGAAUGUUUCAGAAGUAGCCGUGGUUAGUUUAUUUCAGUGAGUUAUUCACGCUAAUGUAGUGUUAAGUUUGAAAGGAGCGGGGCUGUUAACCGUACCCCAUUUAAUGCAAAGAUAGUGUGUUUAAAACAAUGUUUGCUUCCAAGUUCAUGGGAAAAUGAACCAAAUCUGUCAUUUUGCUGUGUACUGCUUAUUUUAGUGUGGAUAUUAAAUAGAACACUCCAACGAAGGAAAGAGA